This is a messenger RNA of Phytomonas sp. EM1, 1211 nucleotides long. Lineage: Eukaryota; Euglenozoa; Kinetoplastea; Trypanosomatida; Trypanosomatidae. The record is from the annotation of a GenBank genome assembly.
GAUCAUCUUCUUGUCGAACAUAUACUUUCCAAGCUUAUUACUACUACAUUUUAAUAUUAAAAAAAAUUGUAAAAAUGUCUGAUAAGAAGCCGGGCAUGCGGGCUGUUAUCCUUGUCGGAGGAUUUGGAACCCGACUUCGCCCCUUAACAUUCACCGUGCCCAAACCCUUGGUUCCCAUCUGUAACAAACCUAUGAUCAUUCAUCAAGUCGAGGCUCUCAAGAAAGCUGGAGUUACAGAAGUGAUCCUCGCUGUUGCCUAUCGUGCAGAAGUUAUGAAAGCUGAGAUGGACAAAUGGGCAAGCAAAAUAGGUAUUUCGUUUGUCUAUUCUGUUGAGGAUGAACCAUUGGGUACUGCUGGACCUCUUUCACUGAUGCGUGAUAUUCUCAUGCAAGACGAUAAUCCCUUUUUUGUACUCAACUCGGACGUCGUAUGCGAGUAUCCACUUGAGGAUUUCAUUAAAUUUCACAGAGGACAUGGCAAGGAAGGGAGCAUCAUGGUUGCCAAAGUCAAGGAUUGGGAUAGGUACGGUGCGGUAAUCUAUGAUGAAAAAACGUUAGUUAUCAGAGAUUUUGUUGAAAAGCCCAAGGAGUUUGUCGGUGAUCGCAUUAAUGCUGGUAUUUAUAUUUUUAAUAAGAGCAUUCUAUCUCGCAUUCCACUUGGCAGGACUUCCAUCGAACGACAAAUUUUCCCGAAGAUGGCUAUUGAUGGUGAACUCUGUGCGUAUAAUCUUGAGGGGUUCUGGAUGGAUAUUGGUCAGCCCCAUGAUUUUAUUACUGGUAUGUCCAAGCUUUUGCCCUUCCUGGACGAAACAACUUACAAAACAAAGAAACCACACAUUGAAGAAACGCGUGAUGGGGUGGAGUCGCAUUUCAAGGUUUGUGGGAACGUUCUAAUUGAUCCCAGUGCCACUAUUGGUGCGGGCUCUGUGAUCGGGCCCGAUGUUUCGAUCGGUGCCAAUUGCAAGAUUGGUCCUUGCUGUCAUAUUCAUUCAGCAGCGAUUUUUGAUAACACAACUAUCGGGACAGCUACCGUGAUUUCGAAGAGUAUUAUUGGCUGGAAUAAUCGUAUUGGUUCUUGGUGCCAUGUCGCGAAUAACUCGGUGCUUGGCAAUGAUGUGGAGAUAAGCGAUGAUAUUAUCGUGAACUGUGUAAAAGUACUUCCUAACAAAAGUGUAUCAAAAAAUUGUUUUGAGCCCGAAAUAUUAAUGUGA